Molecule: messenger RNA, 351 nt
Organism: Corylus avellana
Lineage: Eukaryota; Viridiplantae; Streptophyta; Magnoliopsida; Fagales; Betulaceae
Source: RefSeq, a predicted model, not a curated record
AUGGAAUGCUCUCCUGCUUUGGCGUCUCUUCACACCAAUGUCUGUAUUCUUAACCAACAAACAAAACCGACACUGCCUUCUUUGGUUUCUAGCCAUGGCUUUGGACAAGCACAAGCACCUUCGUUGUGCCACGCGAUUCUCCCCCCACAGAAAAUAAAAUUAAGAGGUGAAUUUUGUAAGCAAUGGGAAAGCACUUUCGAGACAAACGCUGUGCGUUUCCUUCGGAGAGUAGUCAUCCUGGAUGUACGUGGAAUAUACUUCAUGUUAUCAAGUAUCAUCACUGGCGUUAUGCUAAGAGAAGAUAUUCAAACAGAAGGUGUGCAGGUGGUAGCCAUGUCGCUGGAGAUAUAA